AUGCCACCGCGGAAGACGUCUGCGGCGUUGCGCCAUCGGUCGCACAUUAUCGCCUCGUCGGCGGAAGAGCAGGAGGCGGCGCUCACGGAGUGGCGCGCAAAAGCGCGGCAGGAUGGGGAAAAGUUGCGCCGCAUUGCCUCGAGAAUUGAAAGGCAGAAAAAGUCCACAACAACCACGGAGCGCGGUGGGCGCUGGCUCGCAGAGCGCACUGCACUUGACCGCGAGACAAUGUCGGCUGGGCUGGAGUUGGCGAAGGCGUGGGCGUCGUGUGCAGCCCUUCUACCGGAGGUGUUGCUGAAAGAGUGGGCGGAGCAGGAUCAGCGCUGCGCGGAGCUGUCGCGCUGGCUGGGGGCGCGUCUCAAGAGUGUGCGGAGGGACCUCCACGUCUUGCGCCCACCGAGCGGCGAGGCAUCGCGUGAGGCCGUUACGGCCCUGCGAGCGCGGCUCUGGGAGCUUCGGGAAGAAAACGCGGAGGCGAAGAGGGUUGUCGACCAAGAGGUGGAGGAGGGAGAAGAGGAGCCUAAGCAGGAUGCACCGACAAAGACACUUGAGGGACUGACGCAGUCGGUGAUGGAGACGUUUGCAAAGAUUUGUGAAACCAAGAAGGAAAGCCUGCAUGUUGGUCUCAUCGAGACGUACCGAGGCGCGUUGCAGGCGGAAGAAGAAAAGGCAUUGUCUCAGGUGGUAGCGGGACGAGAUAAGAUGAAUGCCCAUAUGUUGACGUCAAGCGAUAUUCGCACCGUUUCUCUAAUUCUGAGAACCUAUGAUAGUGCCAUGGGGAGUGGUGUCGGCGCCACGCCGGUUGUCACGGAGGAUGUGUACGACCGCGUUCAGCAGGUUCUUCCGCACGCCUCUGCGCCGUCGGUGCGACUCGCUGUCAAUGAAGUGCUUCGGCAAAAGCGAGACCGUCUGCGUGUGCGGUCCGUAGCGCUUCAGUACAAGAAGAAGUCUUCGGAGCUUCUGGAUUCGUUUGAAAAGGCCAUUUCCGCUGAGGAAGAUGUUAUGAAGAUGCAGAUUUGCAUGGCAGAAGAGACGAAGCAGCGUGAAGAGCGUCAGCAGAAGACACACGAGGAGCUGGAGCGACUUCGUGCGGUGCGUGACGCAAGAGAUGCUGCGCGGCGUGAAGAAGAAACAGCAAAGAGGACAGAAGAAGAAGAAAAACAACAGCAGAUACUUCGCCUGCGUGAGGCGGAAUUCCAAGAGCGCCUGAAGCGGCUGCAAGAGUACCAGGAGCAGCAGCGGCAACUACAGGAAAAGGAGCGCGCUGUUCAGCAGGCGAUGGCAGAGGAAGAGGCCCUCAAGAAGGCGAUAGAGCGAGAGCACAACGCAAAGCGGGUGGAGGAACGGAAGCGAGAGUAUGAGGAAAAGUGCCGUGUGCGAAGAAGGCACCAGGAGGAAGCGGAGGAGUUUAGGGCGGCCCGUGAAAAGACACUCGAAGCCUUUUUUAAGGGCGUGGAACGGAAGUUGGGAGUCACCUGUGAUGCAGGCCGGGUGCUUCAGGGAACCGCCUCCAGUCAACAAAAUGUGCCGUACGUCUCUUUCUCUGAGGCGGCUCAGUGCGUCGUGCAUGGGUACACAGUGAAUGAUAUAAUGAGGGACCCGCGGUUCCGCCUUCAACUCGCGUUGAUGGAGGCGGGACUGCAUCAAACUCCCUACGGGCGGGAGGUGCUGUCGAGCGGGUUUCACGUGCCGGCGGCGCAGCGGCCAAGCGAAGAUAACCCGCUGCGCAUGGAGUAUUGA
Trypanosoma grayi is the source of this 1740-nucleotide messenger RNA. Its product is annotated as coiled-coil domain protein. The transcript has a single exon. Lineage: Eukaryota; Euglenozoa; Kinetoplastea; Trypanosomatida; Trypanosomatidae. The coding region runs from base 1 to 1740 and encodes 579 amino acids. The record is from RefSeq and is a predicted model, not a curated record.